UCUUGGUUGCCCACUAACCCCUAUGCCCCUUCCCUUUCCUUUCCCUUCUCUAAUGCUAGUGGCUCUCUUUCUCACUCUCACAAUCUCACCUUCACUCUCGCCCUUUGGUUGCCCACUAGUUCUAGCCUAGCCCCUCCUUUCCCCCCCACCCCUACCUUUUUCUCUCUCUCUCUCUAAUGCUAGUGGUUCUCUCAUUACCCUCUCUUUCUACCCCACAAAGACUUUUGUGAGCUUAAACUUCUUUGAUGGUGUGUAUACAUGUUAACAGCUAAACUAGAGAUAAAGUUAUUUGGGUUUAGCAUGGGGAGAGAUGGACAAAGAAACUAACCAAGAAAACCCAUCUCUCCUCUCUAAUAAUAACGCCAAUAGCAUCACCAAAGAAGACUGUUCACCUAAAAAACAUCCUGGAAGCACUGCGGUGAUUGGUGGUGGUAGUGGUGGUGGAGGCGGCGGUAGCAACGACAGGCUUAAACGUGAUGAAUGGAGUGAAGGAGCCGUUUCGAGCUUACUUGAGGCUUACGAGAACAAAUGGGUGCUUAGAAAUAGAGCCAAGCUCAAGGGUCAUGACUGGGAAGAUGUUGCACGCUAUGUUUCGGCUCGUGCUAAUUGUACCAAGUCUCCAAAGACCCAAACUCAGUGCAAGAACAAGAUCGAGUCCAUGAAGAAGAGGUAUCGAUCAGAGUCUGCUACUGCUGAUGGAUCUUCUUGGCCUUUGUAUCCACGGCUUGACCUUUUACUUCGUGGCAGUGCACCUCCUCCUCCACAACCACCACUACAGCUGCAGCCACCAUCAGCAGUGCCUCAAGCACCUGCUCCACUUUCCACUAACCCUCCUUUAACGUUGUCAGAGCCCUCCAUGGUGGUGGUGCUGCAGCAUCAACAACCACCACCACUACCACCACCAUCUAUCCCUCCCCAGGUUCCUGGAACUGCACAAAAUUCGCAUGGGUCCAAUGGUGUUGAUAGGAUACCCAAGGAGGAUGGAGCAGGAACGAAAUUGUCAGACCAUCUGUCGGACAAGGUUGCCAUGGAGACAGAUAGCAGCACACCAGCUCUUUACAGUGACAAGGAAAAGCUCAGGUCCAAGAAACUGAAGAUGAAAAUGGAGAAAAAGAAGAGGAGGAAAAAAGAGGAGUGGGAGAUAGCUGAGAGCAUUCGGUGGCUAGCAGAAGUAGUACUGAAGUCGGAACAAGCAAGGAUGGAAACCAUGAGAGAAAUAGAGAAAAUGAGAGUUGAAGCUGAAGCUAAGAGAGGUGAAAUGGACCUCAAAAGAACUGAGAUCCUUGCCAACACCCAAUUGGAAAUUGCUAGGCUCUUUGCAGGGUCAAGUAAAGGAGUUGAUUCUUCAUUACGGAUUGGAAGAAGUUGAUGAUGAUUAGUGAAAGCUAAUUAUAUAUAUGUAUGUAUAGAAUUGUGUAUUGACAAUGAACAAGGGAGUGGCAGAAAGAGGGGAACUUUUGGAGUUAAGGGUUCAUGAGGAAGAUAUUUAACUUGUAAUACGCUAAUUAAUUAGAUAAAGAAAAUGGGGUAGGUAAAUAGCAAUUUCUACCUCAAUUUCAGCUUCUCUUAUAGAGAAAUGUUUUAAGUAUAUUUAUGCAAAGAAAAUUGUACCUGCAUCAUAUAGUAAAUGGAUGUAUAGUACAAGAAGUUUUUAAUUUAUUAAGAAAAAUCUAAGACUUGCUUUAGAAGUGAAGAAUAUGCAGCUUAUUUAAUUUUGCAUAUUCCACUUCAAUUAAAUUCGAAGCUCUAUCAGUUUUCAUGUUAUGUAUU
This is a messenger RNA of Theobroma cacao (cacao), 1770 nucleotides long. RefSeq names its product sequence-specific DNA binding transcription factor. Lineage: Eukaryota; Viridiplantae; Streptophyta; Magnoliopsida; Malvales; Malvaceae. The record is from RefSeq and is a predicted model, not a curated record.